UUUAUGGUGAUACCGCGUAAAAAUUUUCUGAUUAAAUUGUGUGUAUAAAAUUACUAAACAGUUUGUAGGUUUUGAUGCAUUUUUUACACUCGGUGUUUACUUUACUUUCGGCUUUUAAAGUUAUUGUAAAUAUUGAGAAAUAAUCAACUUAGCAACAAUUGAAAACAGGAUCAAUAAACUUUUUUCAAGUUGAAUGCUAUUAAUGCAUUCUUCAUCAUCUGUUUCAGUCAGGCUGCCUCUUUGAAUACAAAUGUGAUCAAUCAUAAAGUUUAUCAGCAGGAUGUAAGGUAAGAUUUGCUAAGUACCAUCAAGUCCUGUGUAAAUGGCUCAAUUCUAUACCAUUAUGGAAAUUAAUGAGAGGAAAAAUUAUUGUUUUGUGAUGAGUAUUUCUUUGAAAUUUCUCUUUUAUAUGAUCCAGUUUUGAGAUGGAGGCUUCAGGCUCAUUAAGAUUGUUAAGAAGUUCAAAAAGUAAAGAAGAUGAAGUGAAAAAAUAUAACUUAAGGAGUUCAAAGGAUUCAAAUGAAAGUUUGAAAAAUCGUCAUCAGCUUUCAGAUUCUAAAAUUUGUAUUUUGAAGAAAUGCCAUAAUCUGAAACCAAAGAUUGCUUCCUUAAGAUCUCACACUAAAACCGAAAAAGAGAAAACAAAAAAACAAGUUGAAAGGUUGGAAAAAAUUAAAGAAAUUCGCCCAUUAAGAAUGCAUAAAGGCAGGAAUUCAAAAACUAAGCCGAAUAUAUUAGAAACUGACAGAGAAAAUUAUGCACAUGUAAAUUCUAGUCAAAAUAAUAUUCGAUCUGUAAAAGGUAAGGGCCACAUAAAUAAAACGAAUUUCAUUGAAAAGUCAGAUAGCUCAAAUUUCGACAAAACUUAUCUAAUUAAUGGUGCAGUAUAUCAGCCUGAAAUUCUUACUCCUUUAACAGAUUUAAAAGAAGUCAAAAAUGGCAUUCAAACCAGAACAAAAAAAGAGAAAAGAAAAUCAUUAGAUGAUGACAAAUUUUAUAAAAAAAUCAAAACAGUCAAAGAAAUUUCCCCAUUAAGGAUGCGUAAAGGCAAGAGAUGCACUGACAAAUCCAAAACUAAAGUUGAAGUACUAGAGCCUAAAGAGGAUGAUUGUGUGAAUGGAAAUCCUGGUCAAAACAGUAUUGUAUCUGUGAAAGUAAGAUGCCGCACAAAUAAAAUAACUUGUGGUGAAAGUACUAAUCUAAUUAAAGGUGCAAUGCAUCUGCCCAAGAUUUCAGGUUCUUUGUUGGAUUUAAAGGAAGUCACAAACAAUAUUUCUAGUCUACCAACUACAGAACCUUCUGUUGCAGAAGAUGCUAAGUUAAAAAACUUAAUGAUGUCAUUUGUUGAUACUUCUUUCAGGGAUCAGGUGACGAGUAAUGCAACUAUUGAUUUUCAAAAUGAAUUUAUGACCAAUUAUAAUAUUGCUAAAAGUAUUAUUUCUGAAGCAGUAGAAAAGAUUUCUCAAAGUGGGGAGGAUUUUGAAAUUGAGUCUGUGGAUGGAACAUUGAACAAUGAUGAUGUUUUUAAUUCUUUCCCUAAAGGGGAAAUUUCCCAUUGUGAUCUUAAUUUAAUGGGGCCUUCUAAUCUAAUAAAAUCCGAUACAGCAAACCAAGUGAAAAGUCAAGAACAAAUAUGUGAAACUUCAUCCGUUGAUUUUAUAGAGGAAGUUGCAGCAUUUCUUGAUAUCUGUAAUGAACAGACUAGUGAGACUUGCAAAAAAACAAAUGUGUGUCCUAAUAUCUCCAAAGAUUUAAAUGCAAGUAAUUCAGGAUCAGAUGAACUUAACCAAAGUCUUCCGUUGCUUCAAAAAGAAGAUAUAAUUGAUUCUGUGGAGAAUUUGGUUGAUUCAGAUAUGCCUGAACUAAGCUUCAUGGGUGAAAAGAACUUAGACCUUGAAAAAUCCAAAACCCAAAUUUGUGUUGAUUUACUUCAAAAUUCUUGUGUUCCUUUUUGUAAUGUUCCUGAAAAUGGUGAACAAUCUAGUUUUGACCAUUCAGUUAAUAGUAAUAAUGGAAAUCAAGAAUCAAUCGCAUUCACUGAUGAUAAAGUGCACUUUUUAAAUCAGACUAAAGGAGAAUGCAGCCAUAAACACAAUGGAGUUGUAAGAGCAGAGGAUUCAGUCAAAUCGCAAAAGACCCAACUAGUUUCUCAGGAAAUUGGAGAAUUUGGAAAGGAUAAAAUAAAUAUUGAUGAUUUAAUAAAUUGCAUUGAUGAUGAUUAUGAUGAAUUUGUGGUUGUUGAAAAGCGUGGAAGAACUUAUGGUGAUAGAUACAAAUGUGGUAAAUGCUGUAAUUUCUUUAAACUUAAAACUGCCCAUCUUCAUAAAAAUUGUGAUGUAAAAAUAAGAACUGUGUUAAUUAGAAAUAUUAACUUCAUUUGCAUAAAAUGCAAUGCACAUUUUGAAAAUUUAGGCGUCUUAUCAACUCAUAAGAAAACGUGUCUGUCAACAAACAGAUCAGUCGUUAAUAAAUCUUGUGACUUGAAUGCAAAUGGAUGUACCAAAUCUCUCACUAGUGUUCAGGAAUCAGAUUCAAUUUCUACUAACAACAUUUCAAACGGAAGUCAUAAAUCAAAUAUUUCAUGUCAGCAUGUAGAAGGUCGAAAUUCUUUGAAUGAGGAUUAUCAAAACAGUAUUUCUUCUUUCAGUUGUCCUCAGUGCAAUAUGCAUAUUACUGACAAGCAUGCUCAAACACAUCAUCUCUGUGAAAUUAGAGAAUCCAUUACAGAAUCUGAGAACAGUAGCGUCAAUGAUAAUGCAGCAUCAGAAGCACAAAACUUGACAUCAGAAAGGAAUUUACAGGAUUCUCAGUGUUUACUAACUCAACCUGUCACUUCAGAUCUUAACAGGGAUGUAAUUUCAAAUUCCAGUGAUCCUGAAAUGCCCGUAUUCAUUGAAAAUAUGACUGAGUGUGGGUUGUUGUAUUCUCCAAACGAAGGUGCAAAGUUCUUUAUUCCUCUUUCAUGUAAAUUUGUCAAUGAUGCACUAAAAGCAGAUCUACAAAAUUAUUUUCCAAAUUUGAAUAUUAAAAAUGAACCAAUUGAAGGUGGUCUAGAACAGAUUCCUUCAAUUCCAGAUACAUGCAUAAAAUGCAAAAAACCACUGGAUUUAAAAUUUGUUGAUGUAAUGCACAUUGAUGAGCAAGCAUGUUUGCCUGAUAAUUACAAUAAUGAUCUUUUGCAAUUAAAACUACCAUGUUCUUCUUGUGAGCAUUUAUAUCCUGUUGUUUUUCGGAAAGAUAUUUUAAGCAAAUUAGCGGAGCUUUCAGAUAAAUAUAAUUUAGAUAAAUUUAACAAUUUGCAGAAAGGAGAUAUUUUAUUAAAAGAAGAAGUUAAUAGUACAAAUCUUCCUUCAACUGAAUGUGAACUUAUUUUACCUCGCAUUGAGCAGGUUGUUACGAUUAGCAGCGAUGAUUUUUAUAAAUUGAAUGAGAAUGAAACUUCAGAGAUUGCAGAAAACUCGUUUCAACAAGAAUGUGCAGAUCCUGUCAAUCAGAGGACGACAAUGCAGAAUGUUAAGCGAAAUGUGAAUAGUUCUGUUAUAAAGCCUGCAGUUUCUCAUAAAUCCCCAUCUGUUCCAGAAUCAGUUGGGAAUGUUUCUACAGUAUCUCAUCAUAAACCAAUGCAGAAUGUUAAGCGAAAUGUGAAUCGUUCUGUUAUAAAGCCUGCAGUUUCUCAUAAAUCCCCAUCUGUUUCAGAAUCAGUUGGGAAUGUUUCUACAGUAUCUCAUCAUAAACCAAUACAGAAUGUUAAGCGAAAUGUGAAUCGUUCUGUUAUAAAGCCUGCAGUUUCUCAUAAAUCCCCAUCUGUUUCAGGAUCAGUUGGGAAUGUUUCUACAGUAUCUCAUCAUAAACCAAUACAGAGUGUUAAGCGAAAUGUGAAUCGUUCUGUUAUAAAACCUGCAGUUUCUCAUAAAUCCCCAUCUGUUCCAGAAUCAGUUGGGAAUGUUUCUACAGUAUCUCAUCAUGAACCAUCCAUUUCUUCACAGAGUUCACAAGCUAAAAAAGACCUAGUAUUUAUUCCAUCCGAGGUAAUACUUGAAAAAGUCUUUUUAUCCGAACCUGAUUUAUAUGCAAAAGUCUCCGACACAGGUAGUGUAAAUUAUAUUUGUGGAGAGUGUUUCAUGUCUUUGGUGAAGGAACAGAUUAUAAAACAUUUUUAUGAGAAACAUAACAUCUGUAAAAAUAAGUUCACUAUUACAGAUGCAUAAGAUAAAAUGUACAAAUUUCUUGUGCAAUUAUGAAACUUUUAUCAAUGAAUUUUUUUUACCAGUUUGUUGUGUGUGCCAACUUUUUUGUUUUUGAAUUUUUAAGAAGUCAUCAUUUUUUAAUUGCAGAAAUAUUUUUUUUUGUUCAAAGUUAAUCUUUCAUAAAUAAAAACUCAUACAAGUUUAUUUGU
Argiope bruennichi is the source of this 4396-nucleotide messenger RNA. RefSeq lists its product as uncharacterized. Bases 426 to 4208 code for a protein of 1260 amino acids. NCBI's taxonomy places the organism in Eukaryota, Metazoa, Arthropoda, Arachnida, Araneae, Araneidae. The transcript has 6 exons. The record is from RefSeq and is a predicted model, not a curated record.